Molecule: messenger RNA, 3467 nt
Organism: Coffea eugenioides
Lineage: Eukaryota; Viridiplantae; Streptophyta; Magnoliopsida; Gentianales; Rubiaceae
Exons: 12
Coding region: 123-2279 (718 amino acids)
Source: RefSeq, a predicted model, not a curated record
CAAAAAGAUCGGUACUAUUACAAGAUAGGUACUACUACUUGCAGAUUUCCCUCCACUUUUUGGGGGAAAAAAAUUAAGAAAAGGAGCUGCCCAAAUUCCAAUUAGUUUCGCUUGGACGGAUAAUGAAUCACGAGUCGGCCCAGUCGCGGCUUUGCCGUCUCAUCGACCACUCUCUUCGUCCCUUCGGCGAAAUUGUCUCUGUUUCUUCAACUCCUGAAGUCGUAAAACAGCUCUUGAUUUCACUCUCCCAGGUUUAUAGACAAAUUAAACUGUGGACGCUUGAAUUUGACUCCGCUUCCGACGAUGGAACGGCUGAGCAACCAGCAGAUGGCGGCGGCGCUGCUGUUUGUUCUGAUUCACAUCCUGAUGACCAUCGGUGUAUGGCUAAGAUCGUUGGUCACUUGAUGUCUUUACUUAGUCUUGAGAAUCCACUUAUUCUGCACUUGACAGGCAACACCCUUGUGGCUAUUGCUGAGUUUGCUGCUGCAACUGAAUCAGGUUGGGCUGAAUACAUGCACUUAUUGUGUGGUUGGCUGAAAUUUGCCAUUCACAACACUAUGUUAGCUUCAGGGGGUCAUGAACUUUCCAGAGCCAAAGAUUUUGGUAUAGGUUCAUUUAUUCCUGGUUCGCUGAUGAAGCUGAGGAUGGGAGAUGGAAGCUAUUUGACUCUUGCUUCUAUUAUUCGAGUUUUUCGUAAUGUUCUAAAAAUUUUGAAGCUGAAUAUGGAUGAUAAACUUUUGAUAGGUUACCUGGAUUCGAUUACUGAUUUAUUUUCAAAAUUGCCUUGGGAUUCACUGAAUGAGGCGUAUGUUGUGUCAAACGGUGAGCCUCCAGCAAGCCCUGCUGGACAUGAUUUGUUAUGUAAAAAUGCUACCCAUCUGAAGUCAAUAGGUAUCUAUCAUGGGAAUGUUGUUCAACUGUUCUGUUCCUUGGUUGACAUAAGCGGCAUCUCUGAAGCUGGAGCUGGUUCCAACAUGCAUCCCAUUGUAUUUCAGAUCAGAAACCAAAUCCCUAAAAUUUUAGUUGGCUGCUUUGUCGGACGAGAACAUCUGGAUGACGUCCGUAUCUUUCAUUACUUGAGACACAAGAUCUUGAUGCUGAUGAUGAGGCUUACUUCCAUACUUCACCUGGAGCGUUCAGAUCUUAUGACAUGGUUGCAUCUUAUUGAGAAAUACUUUCAUGAUCUACUUUGUCAACCUUUGGAUAUGCAAGAGUUUAAUCUAAAUGACUGUCUAGAAGGUUCCCCAUUCCGGUCUGAUGAUUGUGAUGCAGAAGGACAGAAAAUGUCAUCUAGCCAUUUGCAAAGACUAGUUGUUUUUCUUUUUCUUAGGUGUUCCUUCAUUUUGGUGAGGUUGAACGAGAAAGCUGACAAGCAAUUCAAAGUUGCAAAUUCAGACACUUGCUUCACAUUUGACCUUUAUUCGAAUUCAAACUACUCCAGUAGAAGUGAAGGUCCGCUGAUGCUCGAACAGUGGGUUCAGAGGCACCUUCCUUCUGAUACUUUUGUGGACCAUGAAAUGUAUUCACAAAGAUGCUUGAGCUUUGCGUUAGCCUUUCUAAAGUUAUACAUGCAAGAGGACGACAUCCUAUUCGAAAUGCUCUUGCAACUGUUUCACUUGCCAGAGAAAUGGUUUAAUAGCGGUGGUUCUUUGUUGACAGCAAAGAAUGACAUAUUUUGCCUUGCAUCAGAUCUAUUUCACCCCAUAAAAUUUUUUCAUUUAUUUCUUGCAGAGGUAAGCGGAUCUCAUGUAUGCAAAUCACAAAAAUGUAGUUGUCCUUGUAGUGCUUGUCUGUUUGAUUUUCUAUCUUGCUUGCAGAUAUUUUAUGAUCAUGAAGUGCUUCUUGACUACCUGAUUUCGAAGGAUACUGGAGCCAAAUGCGCAGAAUAUCUUCUGAGGUGCCUGCGAAUGGUGUGUAAUUCAUGGAACCUAUUUGCGGAGUUUUCAACAUGGGUGAAACCUCCAAAUUCAUCUUGUCGAAAGAGAAGAAGAGUUUUAGCAGAUGGUAUAGAUUUUGAAGGUAAUCAGUGCCAUGCAUCCUUGGAGGAUGAUUCAGUUCCCUCACCUAUGGAUACAGAGGGUAAAAAUAGUGGCAAGCACGGAAGAACUAAGACCGUCUUGGUUGAGGAUGCCAAGGGCUGUCUGCUUUGCCUGAAAGCAUCUAUUGACAGCCUUUACCAGAAAAAUCUAUUUCCAUAUAAUCCACAAGUUCUUUUGCGACGUUUGUCAAGAUUCGAGGAGCUCAGCCUUCAGGAUAUCCAAGCACCUACUCGUUUUUAAUUUGAAGGGCUAAGACUGUUUCUGCUGUGCUCCUUUAUUGUGGCUUAGAUCAAAGUAAUGGAGAGAUUGCUAUUUUUUGGCAUAAUCAAUUAAACUGACUUUUAUUGCCAGAGAAGGAAGAAACAAUCUGAUCGUAUUAUCAGGUUCCAAAUUCAUGUUCUUUUUAGUCAUGGUCUUGCUUGAAUACAUAGGAGUAAGAAUUUUAAGAUGAGGGAUACUGAUCAAGUAUGAACGCAGCAUGAAGCUGGUUGUCAUAUUGAUGCCCAACAUUCUGACCUGUAUUAGCUGCUUUUGCCAUGCCAUAUGGAUAAAAUCCUCUAAAGACUGAAGAUUCUAGUUAGUUGGUCCAAGAUUACCGUAAUUCUGUGACUUUCUUCUAACUGCAGUGAUUAUAAAGGAGAGGAAAGCAGGUUUAUUCCUAAGAAACAAAGCAAUUUUUCUUGAUGGAAAAACGGAAAUUGCUGUUCUGUUCGGUGCCUCCAUGCCUGGUCUUAACGUCUGCAUUUGCUCCAUCUAUCAAGAGUCUGGCACAUAUUGGCUGCAUUUAUGAUGGAAAAUUGAGUAAAAGAAAAGAAAUUGCUGCUCAAGAAUCCUGUAGCCAUGCAAAGUGCAAACCAUUGAAGACUGGCCUCACCCAUUAAGGUUAUGCAUAGUUGCAGUGUAAUUCAUCGUCGAACUUUUGCCAAGUUGCUCAGCCAUUUCUAUGAACUGUUUUGCUCAAGCACAAUGUCCUCACCAAGGUGACUUCAUCUUAUUUUUUGCAAUCAAGCCUGAGGUUGGUCUACUCCCACGUAUUAGUCAAGACUUGUUCCAUGUUUUUGAGCUCAGGAACCUGCAACUUAUAAGUGAACUGGUUCUCCAAAACUGCUGCGACUUCGAAGAAGUUCAGGUGCAUAGCUGGAAGACAGUUUGUAAUUGUUCUUGCAUGUAUCUUUCCACAUUAAGACCAGAUCUGCUAUUGCAUGCCUUUUAGUGAAACUUGAAACGAUCUUUCCGAGGAAAAUGAACUCUAAUGAAAAUUACGUUUGGUUUGGCACGUUUUACGUCAUGUAUCAGAUGCCGAGAUGGAUUGUUUAAAAGAAUCCACCAGAUGGGUGAGAUGAUGGUGAUUCCUAUUUCUGAUCCAGUUAACCCUUUGUACUUUAGAAUAUUCUAGCUAUAGAAAAGGAAAUUAGAGUUCAUGGUGUA